ACUCAAAUGAAUUCUGACAUUGAUCCUGCGUACACUAGAGUAUAUCACAAAUUUUCAUUAAAGUAUAGAAGGGUCAUAGACAAGUACUAUUCUACUCAUUGAUUUAUAGAUGGAUUAUGCAUCGAGGAAAAAGAUGGGGAUUUUGUGUCUUAUUACUCAUUUAUUACAUUAGCAGACUUGUUGAAACCUAAAGUUAUUUUGUUGUAUCCUAUAUGCUCGGAGUCUAAAUAAUUUAAUCUUUGUUGAGAUACUUUACACCACUAGGGCUUCCUGAUAUUGAGGACGAGGAUGAAGAUGUCGAUAGUAAUUCUUUCAAAUAUCUCAUUAAGUAUAACUUCCUUAGCAUAAUGACGACAGACCUCUAAUUAGAUCGAUGCCUGAAAUUUAAUUAUGGGAAUAACUUACCAUUGCUCUAUUCUUAUCAAAUUUUGCAACAUUUUUUGUAAUAUUUGAUCUUCCCGUCUAUUGGCCGUUCUUGUUCAGCUAUUUCAUUUUAGUUACGAUCAUAACUUUUAAAAAAUAUCUGAAGCACAUGCAGAAAUAUGGAUAUAGUUGGGGAGAUUUCUCAAAGAGGUGAUUGUAAUUAAUUUUAAUAAAACAUUGC
Paramecium octaurelia is the source of this 604-nucleotide messenger RNA. The record is from the annotation of a GenBank genome assembly. Lineage: Eukaryota; Ciliophora; Oligohymenophorea; Peniculida; Parameciidae.